CUUACGUCAUCGAUCUCUAUUUCGUCAGUUCCGCCAGCCUGUAGAGACAGUGUUUCCGGGUCCGGUGGUAGCAUCGUUUCGGUGAGGAACAGCCGCACUGCAGGGCUAGAAGUCCCUUGAGGGAAUGAAAUUCACCAGAUGGAAGUGAGGUCAGACAUAAAGAGAGAUUUCUCCAGUCCCUUUCUGUAUUAGCUGGCCUUCUGAUUUGGAACAAUCUUGACUUUGAGGGCUUGACACAAGGAUGUUUGCAAAACUGAAGAAGAAGAUUGCUGAGGAAGCAGCUACUGCACCACGGCCAGGAGGGGCGGGCCGCAUCCCCCGAUCAUUCAGCAAGGAGUCAAUCACAUCUGUGGGAGCAGAUUCGGGGGAUGACUUUCCUUCAGAUGGAAGUAGUUCCAGAGAAGACCUCUCAUCUCAGCUGUUCCGAAGGAAUGAACAAAUACGGAAGCUGGAAGUGAAGCUAUCUGAUUAUGCCGAGCAGGUUCGAAACUUGCAGAAGAUUAAGGAGAAGCUUGAAAUUGCGUUAGAGAAGCACCAGGAUUCCUCUCUGAGGAAGCUUCAGGAACAGAAUGAGGCUCACCAGGCCAGCAGGGCCAAGAUGGCAGAAGGAAUGACGUUAGCACUUGAGAAGAAGGACCAGGAAUGCAAGGAGAAGCUGUCUCAUCUUGAAAAGGAAAGGAAGAUCCUUACAGAACAGUUACAAGAGAUGCGAGAACAAAGCUUGAAUCUCUUCCAGAAGCGAGAUGAUUACGAUGAGCUGGAAGGCUUUCAGCAGCAGGAACUGGCUAAAGUCAAACACAUGCUUUUGAAGAAAGAAGAGUCCCUCAGUCAAAUUGAGAGAGAACUCGAAGCCUCUAGGAAAGAACUCUCCCAUGUCCGAGAGGAGCUACGUGCCUCCACCUCUUUGUCCACCCGUCUGACUGCUGAGUUGCAGGAGCUACGACAGCAGCAUGCGGACCUGGAGGCAGAAAGGGAUGAGCUCUUAGAUGCAGAGGAGAGUGCAGAGAAUAAGAUUACCAACCUGGAGCAGCGGGGCCAUGAACUUCAAGCAUACAUCCAGCAGAUGUCAGUAGAUCUUCAAAAUGCUCAGGUUGCUGCCUCCAGUUAUGAAAAGACAUUGGAAACACUGCAGGCAGAACACGAAGCUCUGAAACUGGCAUAUGAACAGCACAAGCAAAAGAUGACUGCCGAAGUGGAGGAGAAAAAACAGCUCAUGGGACACUUGCAAGGGAAACUGACCACUCUGGAAAAGCGAUUGGAAGGCAACCUCUCUGGUGAUGAGCAUGUACGGGAGCUACUCCAGGAGAAAAGCAUUCUGGAACAGCGGCUAGAGAGUGCCCUGCAGCAGCUUUCAGUAGCACGGACGAGUCACGCAGAGAGUGUGAGCCUCUUGGAGACUCAGAUCCACCAACUGAAUUGCAAAGUAACAGAAGGGCAGGUGCAGCUGAGUGAGAAAGAAGAAUCCAUGCGGAACAUCCAGGAGAGCAGUUUGUACCAGCUGAAAGGUCUGGAACAAGCCCUCCAGCUUGCCAACGAGGCAGCGGCAAAAAGUAAAGAUGAUGCCAGGGAAAGAGAGCAGCAGAUCCAAAAGCUGCAAGCAGACCUGGAGCUGGAAAGCGUCAAAUCAGAGGAAGCCAUCUCUGCUGUGAAGCAUCAGUGUGCUGAGCAGGUCAGAAGGCUUGAGGAGCAGGUUGCUACCCUUGAAGCAGAACGAGAAGCUGAAAUGAUGGGUGCCCAGCACAAGAUUAGCCAACUAGAGAAAGAAAACGAAGAACUCCGAGACAGCCACAGGGAAUGUGAAAGCUCUUCAAGAAGGCAAGAGUCAGAAUUGGAAAGGCUAAAGGCAGAAUUAAGCAGUAGGGAAACAGUUAGUGUUGAAAUUGCCAAGGCCCUGGAAGAGACACGGAAACACAAGGAGGACUUACAGCAGCAGGUUGCAGACCUGUCCUUGUCGCUGAAGGAGAAGGACUGGCUGAUUAUGGAUAAAAGUGACACGCUCCUGAAAAAAGAGGAAGAGCUGAAUUGCUUAAAGCGAGGCUACGAGGAGCUUCGGCUGCAGAUGCAGCAUUUGCAGACUGACAUUGAGUUGUGCCAGCAACAGGCUGCAGAAAGGGAAACUGUGAUGGGGGAGCAGGUGAGCACUUUGCGGGAGCAACUACAAGAGCAACAGAAGUGUCGGCUGGCCAGCAAGAGCCAGACUGCUGGGUUGGAAUUGGCAUCCAAAGCCUUGCAAAAACAAUUACACCCCACUGAGGAUGGAGAAAUGGAGCCAAAUGGAGAAGUGGCUGCUGCAGACGUAGUCCAGCUGCAGGUGGAGAACAGAGAACUGGAGCAGCUAAUUGCAGAGAAGAACAAAAUGAUCAAGCAAUUACAGCAGAGGAUGGCAGAACUAAAGAAGACAUUGCAGAAAGAACUGAAAAUUCGACCAGAAAGUGAGGUCCCAGAAGUGGCCAACGCUGCCUUGACUGUGACAAACAACUCAGACCUGAAUGACUCCCGGGAGAUAAACUUUGAGUAUCUUAAGCACGUGGUACUAAAAUUUAUGUCCUGCCGGGAAUCAGAGGCAUUCCACCUCAUCAAAGCCGUGUCUGUUUUGCUAAACUUCUCUCAAGAGGAAGAAAACAUGCUUAAGGAGACUCUGGAAUACAAGAUGUCCUGGUUUGGGUCAAAACCGUCUCCCAGGGGCAGCAUCCGACCCUCUAUCUCAAGUCCCAGGACCCCAUGGUCAUGAAUGGCUCCAAAGAAUGCACUGUCUACCUGCCCUUCAGUUGCUCUUUCUUUCUAGGACAUGGAUACUGCACCUGUUGAUUAAGGUGUGUCUUAAUUACGCUCACCAUAGUAUUUUGUAUAAGAGCUUUGAAAAACUGUUUACAAAACUGUACUGUAAAAGGGAGUGUUCUUUGCUAUAACUGACUCCCUGUGGGUGGGGUUGGAAGUGCUGAGGUGGACAAUGAAGUAGCUGGCUCUCGAGGCCUUGGGGAACUGAAUACCACUUUUAUGGAAGCAGUACUUAUUAGCUUGGGAUGUGUUUUUAUUCCUGUCAUCACAAAAUGCAUAUCUGUUAAAUGAGCAUGGUGCUUGCAUCAUUCCUGACAGUAUAGAAUGCUCCAAGGCUGAGAAGGCUCUUCUGCCUUCUCAGACUGAACUGUUUGCUUAUUAACAUGGCUGCUGGAAAGAGCAUAUUUGAACUUCUAGCAGGAUAACACAACUUUUUGCAGAGUUGGCCACCUUUAUUUUUCUUAAAGAAAAAUAAUUUUAAAUGGUCUUUAUGACAUAACUAUUCAGUUGCCUUUUAGAUUAAUGUAGUAGGAUGUACAGAUGGGAAAGUGUGAGAACAUAAGGCACUUGCUGCUGAAGCAGAAAGGAGUUUGUUUCAUCUGCAAGUUUGCUUUAUGGGGGCUGGUGCACCAUUCCUGGCAUGGUGACAUAAGCUGCUUCAGACAUAUCUUGGAACUUAUUCACAUGCUGUCAGUAGAAGCAACAUGAACAACUGGAGCUGCUGCUCUGAAUGUGAAUGACUUUUUAAGAAACACUAAAUACAGGGCCUUCAGUAUGGUUCAUUUGAGAGGAGAACUUCUCUCAGGUCAAUGUUCUUUCUUUAGUAACUUAAAAAUCAACACCUAGCUUGGAAACUACAGUUUAACUGAAGUAUACUAUUAUGUGCUCUACAGAAGACUGACCAUGCAGAACAGCAGCACUAAGCAGCAGGUCUUUAAAAAAAAAAUUACAAACUGCUUAAGAAAUUGAACCUGUUAGUUUGAUGGAGGUCUUCCUUACUAUGAGGAAUGCACAGUAAAAUUUUCAAGAGGUGGCUCAGCCAGCCCUUUUUAGAGCCAAUUUUAAGGCACAGGAUAGGAAAAAACCCUCAGAUGUCUCUUGUCACUCAGGUGUUGAUUUUUUUUUCAACUAGCAGAGCUGAGGUUGUGUAUAUAUUCAUUAAAUAGUAACUGAUGCACUUUUUUCUUGUACAAAGAACACAUAAUGGAGUGUAUAUAAAAAGCCUUUUUAUGGACACUUUGUCUACCCAUUCUGUAUGCAGAGGAACUGUAUUAUGUAAUGGCUUGUAGAAAGCUAAUUUGUGGUGCAAUACAUUUUUGAUUAAAACUAGAAUCUGCCUUGUUA
Heteronotia binoei (common prickly gecko) is the source of this 4122-nucleotide messenger RNA. It is a transcript of the gene GOLGA1, whose product is annotated as golgin A1. The transcript is spliced from 24 exons. Gene Ontology annotation, cellular component: Golgi apparatus. The record is from RefSeq and is a predicted model, not a curated record. Lineage: Eukaryota; Metazoa; Chordata; Lepidosauria; Squamata; Gekkonidae. Bases 242 to 2731 code for a protein of 829 amino acids.